GAUUGAAUACCUCAGUCCUGGGUUCCUUUUCAUUUGUUGUUGCCUAAUAUUUCACUGAGAAUGAAUGUUGGCGUUGUUGGUGUCUUCUUCUUUUAUAUGCAGACACACGAAGGAUAGCAUGAGAAGGAGGCAAAUUUGCAACAAAAAAAAAAAUAGGGAGCAAAAGUAGCUCUUGAUCGCCUCAACUUAAAAAAAAAAAAAUGGCUUCGUCAUUAUCGUCAAAGAAGGGCUCAACUAAGCUAGAAAUCGACAUUCAGAAGAUAAUUGAGCAGGCGAAGAAGCGCUGGCUGAAACCUGCUGAAGUCGAGUAUGUACUUCGUAAUUACAAGAAAUAUCAAUUUGAUUUAUGUUCGAAGCCUCCCAAUAAGCCAAUAGGUGGAAGCCUCUUCCUUUUUGACAAGAAGGCAUGCCGGUAUUUUCGGAAAGAUGGCCAUUCAUGGCAGAAAAAGCGUGAUGGAAAAAACAUAAAGGAGGCACACGAGAAACUGAAGGCAGGUAGUUUGGAGAUCUUGCAUUGCUACUAUGCACGUGCAGAGGAGAAUGAAAGGUUUCAACGGCGAUGUUAUUGGCUCCUCGAAGCUUCUCAGGAGCAUGUCGUUCUCGUUCACUAUCUCGAAACAGCUGAGGCUGCAUUGAAAUCCCGGGGAACCCCUAUGAAAGAGUCCUCAAUUCCUUCCUUGGAGGAAAGUUACAGGAGGAACUGCCCUGGGGCUCAACAGCUGCCUUCUACAAAAGUGCAAGGGAAACCUACAGAGGGAGAACCAGAGAUUAUUAGAUCUGAACGAGAAGAUCACAAUAUACAGCGGGGUGCUUCACCAGUAACGCCACCACAGGGAGCUGUUAACGAGCAGGAUGUUGUUGAGGAAGAGUUUGAUUUUUCAGAUUUGGACUCCGAUGGAGAAGCCUACGAGAUCGAAGACGCAGUUCUGGGUUUUGGUGAUGGUACGGGUGUCCAGGCUCAGAGCGUCUUACCAGUGACUAGCGACGGUGGCAUUCCAUCGACGGAGGACCCUGAUGCCGUGACUUCUCAGCAGAUGACAGUCGACUCACUGACGUCUGAGCUCGAAAACACUUCAAUUCAACUGGGUUUGGGGACACCGUUGACUAGCGAGGCUUGCAGCCGAAAGUUGCAGUCUGGAUCUACAGCUGACUUGUUUGUCCCAGAGGAUUUUGAAUUCGACAGACUUCCUGGUGCUCAGCUCUCUGCAGGCACCGACAAUAUGGAGCAGAGUUGGCAGAGUCAUUAUCUAGGUCCAAUGGUAAAUGGGCGAGGGCAGGUCGAUACUUCGCACUGCUCGCAACCAGAUAUGCAGGAGGAGGAGGUGUAUCGGCAACUAGGCCUGAGCUUUCCACCUGGCGGAGAAGAAUGUGAACCCGUUGAAGACUGGGUUGAGGAUCUAAUAAGUGAGACUGAUCAGAGACACAGUUCGGAGCAAACAUCGUCAGUCCCCUGGCAAGGGUGUCAGGUGGAGAACCAACUGCGUCCCUGUUGCGGGGAAGAUGACACAUGUGGACUGCAGAAUGCUCAGUGCAAGAGUGGAGAGAGAUUGUUAGAGGAGAAGUGGGAAACGGGUAACGCAUAUCACGUGGACUGUGGAGAUGUAGAGGGAGCGGAGAGAGACGAACUGCUAAUUCCAGAAAUGCAGCAUCUUGCGGAGGAGCAGAGGCUUACGUUGGGUGUGCAGGGAUGGACUGAUCAUUUUUGUUCUCCGAGGGUGGAUGAAGGUGGUUGGAUGAUCCAAGCGGCUGGUGAAAAUGAAAGAUUGAAUUUGAUGAACAGCGACCAACUACAAGAAAUGUCUGCUAGGGAAGUGCUUGAUGCUGAAGCAGAGUGCCUAGCCCCAGGAGACAUGUCCCACUAUCCAGUUGAUCAGCAUAUGGAAGUCUUCCAUCAAGCCUGCGCCCAGUGCAGUCCCAAUGAAGAGUCCCACCUUGGGACAGGCGGUUCCUGUUCACCACUAGAUUAUCCAUCGCACAAUCUGGAGCAGCAGCAGUCUUCUCAGAGCGCAAACCAUUUCUCCAUACCUUUUGAGCAGAGUCAUCAUGAUCUUUUGUAUAUUCCGCUAGACCUUCCAGGGGUCCUUCCUCCUCCCUCUCCUUCUCCUCCUCCUCCUGAUCCUUGUCAUCGUCAUCAUCAUCAUCAUCAUCAUCAUCAUCAUCAUCAUAUUUGUUGUGAACAACAAGAGGCGCAGGAGCAGCAACAACAUGCGCGACGACAGGAGCAGCAACUGCUGCACAGCUUGUUUACCCAUCCUGACCUACAGAUGCCCCAAUUACAUGAGCAGGGACAUCAGGGAGAUUCAGGCACACUAAUCCAGGGUUCAGAUUAUGACAUGGCAAAACAUCCUGGGGAUAGCAUCGGCUCAACUAACGUCAACUUACAGUCGAUGAGAAAUACAGCAUUGAAUCCAGUAGAGUUGAUGAAGCAUGACGCAGUGGGAACGGGAAUCAGUGAGGAGGUGGACUCUCACUUUCUAGAGUGUUUUGAAAGAUUGGUCAUCAGUAAGGAGGAGACAUGCUUGUCACCCUUUGGACAAGAUGACAACACUCAUCAGCAGACUGUGAGUAACCAUGGGUUUUUUAUCAACGACUUUGCACCAAGCUGGGUGUUCACUCAAGACCACCAAACAAAGGUGCUGGUUGCCGGACGCGUUCAGGACUCCUCAGUGAAGUCAUGGUUCUGUAAGUUCGGCGACGAAGAGGUUGAGGCUGAGGUUUUGCAAGAGGGUGUUCUGAGAUGUAAGCCACCAGUGCGUGAAAAGGCAGAAAAGGUUUUGUUCUCGAUAACUUGUGGCGAUGGCAAUGUGUGCAGCAAUGUCAAGGUGUUCGAGUACAAGAACCGGGGGAUGCCCAUUGAGGACAUGGGAUUACUUGUAAGGCUGGUCAAAGUAGUGCUGUCCGAUGAGACGGAAAGCGACCUCGCCAAUCAGGCUGUGAGGACCGGGUUAGAUCGUAAUCAAGGCCCUCUUGGCGAGUGGGAGUGGCUUCAUCGGGAAGAGUUAACGACAGCGUACGUGCAGGAGCAAUUGCUGCAGAUGUUGCUGAGAAGGAGGCUAUCGGAAUGGCUUUACAAACAACGCCGUCAGGCAUCAGAGACGGGAGGUGGAGGUGGUUGCCCCAUGAGCGGCUUCAAUCUGCUUCUCGAUGAGACAGGAAUGGGUGUUGCUCACUUUGCAGCUGCUCUGGGGUUCGAUUGGGCAGUGUCUAUCAUGAGAGCUGCACGGGCGAGUAUGGAUGCAUGCGAUAUCCGAGGCCGCACACCUCUGCAUUGGGCCUCAGCUUUUGGAAGGGAGACGACAGUAGCCACACUCCUUGCAGCAGGGGCAACUCCGGGACUGCUUUUGAGAGCAAGCUCUGAGCAUGAGGAUGGCUGGACAGCGGCAGAGAUCGCGGAAAUGGCUGGGCACCAAGGGAUAUCAGGACUUCUCUCACUGAGACUCCUUGAGAAGACGCAGGAGGCUAUGGCGAAGAAGGCGCCAGUGGAGGUGGACUUCAUGACCCGAAUGCAGGCGCAAGCUGCAGGCCACGAUGCUGUCUCCAGAGCUGUUAAUACCAUCAUCCCACUCCAAGGUUUCAAUAUGAUGAGUGUGCAUUUCGAUGACCCAAACUUAUUGGAGUCCAGAGAGGCUAUUCGGAGAGCGGGCGAGGCGGCCGCUCUUAUUCAGGCCAAUUAUCGCAAGUAUUAUUCGCAGAAGUUGGCUAAACAGCAGGAGAGGGCACAGAAACUGAGGACCAUGUUUGCCGCCCGGGUAAUCCAGAGGGCAUACAGAGGGUACCAAGUGUCGCAGUAUAACAAACGGUCACAAGCGGCCACAAAGAUUCAGAAGGCAUACAAGGGCUGGAAGGGGCGACGCGAGUUUCUAGCAAAACGAAAGAAAAUCGUCAAGCUUCAGGCACUGUGGAGAUGCCAGAGCCAACGGAAGCAGUACGUAAAGAUGAAACAAGCUUUGGCUGUGAUAGCGGUAGCAAUCAUGCGAUGGCGAAGCCGCUGGAGAAAGGCUCAGGAAAGACAGAUUUUGUGGGAAUCUGAGCAGAAGGAAGCUAUGAAGGCCCUUGUCUCUGACAAAGUGGGUGAGCAGUGGAGGAAUGUAGGUGGAGUUCAUUCUCCACGGACCAUCGAACGGGCUGUUGCCCAAGUACAGGAGCUUGCUCACAACCAACAAGCACAGGCAUCAUACCAUCAAAUGACUGAAGAGUACAUGGCGCAGAAGGUAAAGGAACAUGUGGUGUGCUUACCAACCCCUUUUAAUGACUCUGUUGGAUGGAGAACGCUGAUUGUGGGAAUGGCAGGAAUGAUGAAAGGGGCACAUCAAGUGCAAGAUCCAUUUCCUCAUCUGUACGCCAAUCCUUCCGAUCCUCAUCUCACAAAUGUCCCACCUUGAAAAUGCCUCUCCGCCCAUUUCCAUCCAUAAGCCCCUCUCGCCCCCUGCCAUGGGUAGGGUUCCCCUGCCUCAUCACAAAUAAACCGGUUAUCAAAGA
This is a messenger RNA of Chara braunii, 4479 nucleotides long. Lineage: Eukaryota; Viridiplantae; Streptophyta; Charophyceae; Charales; Characeae. The record is from the annotation of a GenBank genome assembly.